Amphimedon queenslandica is the source of this 799-nucleotide messenger RNA. RefSeq lists its product as uncharacterized. Bases 40 to 660 code for a protein of 206 amino acids. The record is from RefSeq and is a predicted model, not a curated record. The transcript is spliced from 3 exons. Lineage: Eukaryota; Metazoa; Porifera; Demospongiae; Haplosclerida; Niphatidae. Gene Ontology annotation, molecular function: protein binding.
AUAGGUAUGUAAUUAUUAUACUAGAUCUGUUCUGUGAGAAUGUGUCUUUAUUUAGUACCUGGUCCAGUUGGUUCAGUAUCCAGUAUCAUGGACACUACAUGGGCUGUUAUCUCAUGGAGUGUACCUAGUUAUAUUCCAUCAGACUAUCCCAUUAUCACAUAUGAGAUAGGAUAUCAUAUCUUGCAGUAUGUUAACUGUUUAAUGUUAAAUUAUUAUGACUUUAAUACUGAAAUACUACAACUACGUAAUUCAACUAAUACAUUAAUUGUUAUCACUGGCCUUAAUGUUGAGUCUUGUUAUAUUCUUGGUGUACGUGCAUACACUGAUAAUGGAUAUGGAGAAUGGACAGUUAUUGCUAAUGAGACACUAAAACUGCCACUACAAUUAUCAUCUAACCAUGCUACAUCAGACAGUGUCAUUGCUCUUAGUGUGUUAGUGGGUAUAUUGUGUGGUCUACUAACUGUCAGUGUUGUUGUUCAUAUCUACUGCUUUAUAAGAAAGAAAAGUCCAUGUAGUUUUAAUAAGCAAACAAAAAUUAAUGAUGAUGAUAUUGCAAUGCAAGUAUGUGAACCAUAUGAAAUUCACAAGACUAAACAAAGUGAAGAGAAGGAAGGAGUCCAUGAUGAAUGUCAAACAUCACCUGAUGAUAUUUAUUUGUGAUCAUUAUGCCACAAUAUAUUCACUAAAAUUACUGAUAAAUUAACUGAAACUUUUCCACUAGUCUAGUUUUAUUGUAGCAUUUUUAUGUAGUAGAUGUAAAUUAUGCAUAUAGUUUGUGUGAAAAAAAGAAUAAAACUUU